UGUGCGGGGCUCUGCGUGUCACUGUCGCCCAGUCCCCUGGCGACCCUUUCUGGGCACGUUACUGCCCACGUUGUAGAGGGGCGGUAGGUAGAGCCGAGGGGCGCAGGCAGCUCGUGCGGGGCGGGUCUGAUCGUGGCGACCGGGUGGUGUGUUAACUGCCUGCUAGUGCUCCAGAGGCCCAGUCACGUGUCCGAUGAGGCUCACUAACAGACUGGCUGAGUGACCGCCAGGAGCCACUCUAGAGCCGCCCACUGGUGGCUGUGCGUCUUCGCGCAGGGGUGGCGGUGUUCAGGGCACCGUGCUCUCACAUGAGCGUGAAGACAGCCAGACCAGGACGGGGCAGGGAGUGCGGUAGCAGCUCGGACGGUGCCGGAGUGUGAAGGAGUUUGAGAAGCUGAACCGCAUCGGGGAAGGCACCUACGGCAUUGUGUAUCGGGCCCGGGACACCCAGACGGAUGAGAUUGUCGCUCUGAAGAAAGUGCGGAUGGACAAGGAGAAGGAUGGGGUCCCCAUCAGCAGCCUUCGAGAGAUCACGCUGCUCCUUCGCCUUCGCCAUCCAAAUAUCGUGGAGCUGAAGGAGGUGGUUGUGGGAAACCACCUGGAGAGCAUCUUCCUGGUGAUGGGUUACUGUGAGCAAGACCUGGCCAGCCUUCUGGAGAACAUGCCAACACCCUUCUCUGAGGCCCAGGUCAAGUGCAUUGUGCUGCAGGUGCUGCGGGGCCUCCAGUACCUGCACCGGAACUUCAUCAUCCAUAGGGACCUGAAGGUCUCCAACUUGCUCAUGACCGACAAGGGCUGUGUGAAGACAGCGGAUUUUGGCCUGGCCCGGGCCUACGGCAUUCCAGUGAAGCCAAUGACCCCCAAGGUGGUCACUCUCUGGUACCGAGCCCCUGAACUUCUGCUGGGAACCACCACGCAGACCACCAGCAUCGACAUGUGGGCCGUGGGCUGCAUCCUGGCUGAGCUGCUGGCCCAUAAGCCCCUUCUCCCCGGCACUUCUGAGAUCCACCAGGUGGACCUGAUCGUGCAGCUGCUGGGGACACCCAGUGAGAACAUCUGGCCGGGCUUCUCCAAGCUGCCGCUGGUCAGCCAAUACAGCCUGAGGAAGCAGCCGUACAACAACCUCAAGCACAAGUUCCCGUGGCUCUCAGACGCCGGCCUGCGCCUGCUCAACUUCCUCUUCAUGUACGACCCCAAGAAAAGGGCAACAGCUGGGGACUGCCUGGAGAGCUCCUACUUCAAGGAGAAGCCCCUACCGGGCCACAGCCUCAGGCGCCGAAGGCCAGAGCAAGCGCUGCAAGCCCUGAAAGUCCUGACUGUGGGGCCUCAGCAGGCAGCGAAGCCCCUGCAGUCCAGCUUGACGGGGCUCCUGGGAUCCAGCACGUCCCUGGCUAGGACCGACCAGCUGCUCCAGCCGACUGCACCGCUUCCUGCCACCUCCACACCAGAAGAGUGGGUCUGGAUGUGGGGUGAGGGAAUGGGGCACCCCAAAGGGCCAGGACACCUUGAGGCCAGACCUAUGUGGGCUGUGGCUGUGUCACCUGCUGGCCGUGCUGGGUCCUGCCCGUUGCUGGGCUUUCACAUCCCAGGAGGAAAUGCCCCCUGGCCCAUCUCAGCAGGUGUUGCUAGUUUGGGACCACCAGACCCCGCACGGCUGCUUGUGUCUGCUCUUGGUCACCAGAGUCUGCCCGGGGCAGGGAGCAGCUAUGGUGACCCCUGGGUGGGCCUGGCAAGACUCAGAGUGGGAAGGAAGGAUCAGGUGUGGGUGAGCCAGCCUGGUGGAUGGGGCUCUGGGCAGUCACCACGCUGAGACCACCAGAGCCCCGUCCCCGCCCCCAUACUGGGGCCCGAGGGGAAAGGGUGGGGUUGGCACUAACAGAUCUCAGAGAGAUAAAAGCUUUCCUAGCGG
Diceros bicornis minor is the source of this 1909-nucleotide messenger RNA. RefSeq names its product cyclin dependent kinase 10 (gene CDK10). Bases 485 to 1810 code for a protein of 441 amino acids. Gene Ontology annotation, molecular function: ATP binding; cyclin-dependent protein serine/threonine kinase activity. The record is from RefSeq and is a predicted model, not a curated record. Gene Ontology annotation, cellular component: nucleus. Gene Ontology annotation, biological process: protein phosphorylation; regulation of mitotic cell cycle. NCBI's taxonomy places the organism in Eukaryota, Metazoa, Chordata, Mammalia, Perissodactyla, Rhinocerotidae. The transcript is spliced from 13 exons.